AUGUCUGUGGAAGAGACAAACCAUGACUACCUCGGUAAUAUUGUUACUGGAUGGUUGCACGAAGGCGAUUUUGGUGAGCCUGAUAGUCUUCUUCUUAUCACCGAUAACAGCGAAUAUGGUUUUGACCUCGCUUUGAUCUACCAGGAGGGUGGCUUAGUGCAAUCUCUCCGCCGCAAUUAUCAUCCUUAUACUGGAACUGAAAACGCUACUGACAAGGCGUCAUUGCUCCAGCAUGCCCUCGAGAUUAUUAAACUGCCGUUCGACUACGACUUUUACGAUAUACAGGUGCCACAGACUAUCAAUGAACUUGUAAUCUACGGCGAUAGUAUCUCGGAUCCUCACUUUCGAAGAAUUCUUGAUGCAACUCUAGACUCGCACCUAAUUCGGGAAGCACUCAUUCUGGAAGCAAAUGAAGCAACGCUCCCGCUCCCUGCAACCUUCUUCCGCAGCGAACCGGUCAUCAUUGUACUAGGUCUCUACCUCGUCCUGCUGUAUAUUCUGCUCUUUACUUUCUUAUCAGGCUUUGACUAUAUCUUCAAAGAGACGUACAAACUCAAGCCCGGAUACCAAAGCUCAUGCUUCGCUGCCAUUGCCGCGGGAGCUACGGCCUUUGCCGUUUGUGGACCUGGACUCUACGAGUGGGCAAGACAACAUACCGAACGGAUUAGAGGAGCACUUAUACAGCCAGAGUUCAGGCUCUGGCCAGCCAUUGUGACGGCUCCCUCCCUCCCGAUGGCACUAUUUUGGCUCGGCUGGACGAACUAUUCCACAAUUUCCAUCUGGAACGGACUUGGGGCUUGCUUCCUCUUCGGAAUCGUGCUGGCAUCUAUCUAUGUCAGUAGCUAUGAGUACAUCACUGAUAGUUACGGUGAGCAUUCCGCUAUAGCUUUGGGAAGUAUUACCAUGUCCCGUUACCUAAUCGCUGGCGGAAUGGAUAUGGCUGCGCGGCCGAUGUAUGAAGGUAUUGGAGUCCAUUGGACAAUGACAGUUCUAGGGUGCAUUGCAAUGUUGCUUAUGCCCACGCCGCUUCUGUUCUGGAAGUACGGUCCUGAACUAAGGCGCAGAAGUCCAUACGCAACCACUAACGUAUAA
This is a messenger RNA of Fusarium verticillioides 7600, 1092 nucleotides long. RefSeq lists its product as hypothetical. The transcript has 3 exons. The record is from RefSeq and is a predicted model, not a curated record. Gene Ontology annotation, molecular function: transmembrane transporter activity. Gene Ontology annotation, biological process: transmembrane transport. Bases 1 to 1092 code for a protein of 363 amino acids. Lineage: Eukaryota; Fungi; Ascomycota; Sordariomycetes; Hypocreales; Nectriaceae.